GCAAUUUACACAGCCACAACUUCGUUCGUUUCAAUAUUUCAACAUUGACGCGCCUGCGCCCCUGUCAAUCAGCCUCAUCUCACUCUAAAUCUUAACAUCCAUCCGGAGAGUGAGAGCAUGGCAUUUCUCGUGUUGUUGUGGUAAAUGAUGGAGGUUUCACUGGGCUCGUUCAAUCCUAUGACUCUAUUUCAGAUUUUCUUGUCGGAUUCCUUUCAGAUGAGGCGCAGCUAUUGGAAGCAGUAAUUGAUGUAUAAGAUGGGGGACUUUUUUCUACAACUUCAAACUCACAAUUCAGCAACUCAAAUUCAAAACUCUAGUUCUAUACUCUAUAUCGCCCAACAUCUAUCCUCCAUCCAUCCCAACCACCAAAAUGAAAACAGUCCUCAUCCUCACCACCCUCCUCUCCCUCGCACUCGCCAGCCCUCUAAACCCCCGCCAAGGCGUGGGCUACCCCGAGCCCCCCGAACACGCCUGCGACUGCAACUACAUGUGCACCAACGAAGCUGGAGAACUCAACUGUGUGUGCCUAAUCCUCUCCCUAAACGAAUGCUACCGCGUCCAACAAAUCAACCAAUUCCCCUGCCUCCCACCCACCUUCCCUGCCGAAUGCAACAACACCGCCCUGCCUUCUCCCCCUAAAAGCGUCCGCCAAACCCCCUCCCCCGCUAACGAGGGUGAGAACUGCGGCGGCAUCCUUGGGACGUCCUGCACCGACGGCCUGAUCUGCGUGAGUAACGACCCAGAUUGUCGGGAUUGUGAGGGUCUGUGUGAGUCAAACUUAUGUGGCGGGAUUCUCGGGGAGAAUUGUCCGAGGCAUUAUGAGUGUGUGUUGGAUGAGGUUUGCUUGAAUCAAGGGGGUGGGAGUGAUUGUACUGGGGUGUGUGAGUUGUCGCUAUUUGGGGGGAAGUAGGUGUGCGUUACGGAGAGGUGUAGAACAGAGCAGGGCAGGGCGGUUGAGUUGAGAAAAGUUCCGUCUUUGCAGCUUGGUGAACUAGAGAAAGGAACUAGCCGGGAUUGAAGACCAGGCUUGAGCGGCGAUGUGUACGAGGCUUUUAGAACUUCUGUAAAAUAUUUUGCUU
This is a messenger RNA of Lindgomyces ingoldianus, 1079 nucleotides long. RefSeq lists its product as uncharacterized. The transcript is spliced from 2 exons. Bases 371 to 910 code for a protein of 179 amino acids. NCBI's taxonomy places the organism in Eukaryota, Fungi, Ascomycota, Dothideomycetes, Pleosporales, Lindgomycetaceae. The record is from RefSeq and is a predicted model, not a curated record.